Eufriesea mexicana is the source of this 221-nucleotide messenger RNA. Its product is annotated as peptidyl-prolyl cis-trans isomerase CWC27 homolog. The transcript is spliced from 2 exons. The record is from RefSeq and is a predicted model, not a curated record. The annotation marks the transcript as partial. Lineage: Eukaryota; Metazoa; Arthropoda; Insecta; Hymenoptera; Apidae.
AGAGAGAGGUUUGAAUGAAAGCAGUGAGAAGAGGAAAUGAUCUCACAGGUACAGGGGAAGGUGGUAAAAGCAUAUAUGAAGAACCAUUUAAAGACGAAUUUCAUACAAGAUUACAUUUUCGUCGACGAGGUUCAAUUGCCGUGGCAGAGAUGACAAUGAAUCCCAAUUCUUCUUUACUCUUGGUUCUACACCAGAAUUACAGAAUAAACAUAGAAUCUUUG